AUGGUUAAUACGCGAUCAGGUCUUCCUCCUGCAAGCUCAUCCGCUCCCAUCCCUCAUCCUGCCGAAGAUCAACCGGCUCCUCAUGAAGAAUCCUCGGGAGUGCCCAUACCUCCGCCAGUAGUCAUUACAAUCGAAGCCUUUGAAGAGUUGCGUCAGCAGGUGGCCAUGCUCACGCAACUGUUAAGUCAAAGAAAUUCACAUCCGUCGCCAGCACAUGUGGAGCAUGGCGGUUUUAUGGCCGAUGCUCAAGCAAGACCACCAAACCUAGCAAAUGGCGGAGUUAGAACCUCGGGCUUCAUCCCUAACACUCCAUUCACGCCAGAGAUAUUGACAUAUCCCUUGCCUGACAGAUUCAAAUAUCCUCGCAUUAAAGAGUAUGAUGGGACGACCGACCCCAUCAACCAUCUCAAUGUAUACACUGAUGUCAUGAACUUACAAGUUGCACCGGAUCAGGUUAUGUGCAAAGCCUUUCCACAAACGCUGACUAAUGCUGCUAGGGAUUGGUUCUUGACAUUGGAGCCCAACUCCAUAGCCUCAUUCUCAGAUUUGGCUGAUAAGUUCUCAGCCUUCUUUGCAAGUAGCAAGCGAAUCAGGAAGAUCGCGGCCUCUCUCAUGCAACUUCGCCAGGGACCAACCGAAACCCUGCGAGGAUUUAUGACAAGGUUCAACAAGGAAAGGCUUCAAAUACUCGACCUCCACAUCACAGCAGCUGUCUCCGUCCUCACUUACGCAGUAAGAUGUGAAGCUUUCAAGAUGUCUUUAUCAAAGACCCCGCCGCAGAUAGUGAUCGAGCUCCUCACUCGAGCUGAAAAAUACAUUAAUAUGGACGAAACACUAAAUCCAAGGAGACCUAAUCCUUUCCAUGAAAAGACCGAGAACAAAAGGAAACAUGAUCCCAUUUCCCGACAUGAGUUUCCCCGGGAUAAGCGCAGGAACGAGGCACCAUCAGCACCUCUUACUCGGUUGAACACCUCUAAGGCAAACAUUUUGAUGGAGGUUAAGGAUAUGAAAGAAUUAAAGUGGCCUUCAAGGAUGAAGUCACCCCCUGACACAAGAGAUAGGAGCAAGUAUUGCGAAUUUCACCGGGAUCAUGGACAUACUACAAAGGAUUGUCAUGCUUUACAGCAAGAAAUUGAAGGCCUUAUCAAAAGAAGAUUUUUAAAGAAUUACAUUGGUCAUGAUAAACGGCCAAGGAAUGACCGUGACAAUCGAAAAGAGCCUGGGGCUGGAAGCAGUGCUAACCCACUGCUGGAACCAUUAAUAUUAUCGUCGGGGGUAUAG
Messenger RNA from Olea europaea var. sylvestris, 1281 nucleotides. RefSeq lists its product as uncharacterized. NCBI's taxonomy places the organism in Eukaryota, Viridiplantae, Streptophyta, Magnoliopsida, Lamiales, Oleaceae. The record is from RefSeq and is a predicted model, not a curated record. Bases 1 to 1281 code for a protein of 426 amino acids. The transcript has 2 exons.